Messenger RNA from Enhydra lutris kenyoni (northern sea otter), 1011 nucleotides. Its product is annotated as C1q and TNF related 8. The record is from RefSeq and is a predicted model, not a curated record. Lineage: Eukaryota; Metazoa; Chordata; Mammalia; Carnivora; Mustelidae. Gene Ontology annotation, molecular function: protein binding.
AUGGCGGCUCUGAGCCUGCUGAGCCUCGGACUGGGGCCCUCUGUCUGCCGGAGCCGCCCGCAGGACCCUGCAGAGGAAGCGUCCCCUCCUGCCACUGUGGAAGCCGCAGCUGUCGUCACCCCAGCCAUGACCAAAGCCCCAGCUUUCUCCUCCGUGUGCCCUGGACGCUGUCCCUGCGCGGCUGGCUGGCUCUGCCCUGAGGGACUGGGCCCGGGGUUGCUCGAGUUGGUGGUCAGUGCGGCCUUCCUGCGCUGCAGUGGGCUGGGGGCAGGGAGGGAGCCCAGCCCUGCCGCGGGUGACGCUGUGGCCCCCUGGGGGCCACUGACCCAUGGGGCCGUGACGCUCAGCCACGCUCCUGUCGUCACGGAGAUGCUCUGUGCCGCCGCCCUGCCCGGCCCCCUGCUGACCCCCACCACACUGGGGAGCCGUGGGGGGUUACUGCCCCGCGUGCACCCCACUGUGGACAUCUCCAUCCUCAAAGGCGAGAAGGGCGAACCAGGGGUCGCAGGUCCCUCCAGCAGCGGCGGGAAGGAGGGUCUGCCAGGCGCCCGCAAAGGCCAGAAGGGGCAGGCAGGGCCGCCGGGUUCCCUGUGUCCACGCACCUGCGCGGCCUUCUCGGUGGGCCGGCGGGAGGGCCUGCACAGCACUGACCGCUUCCAGGCCGUGCCCUUCGACACGGAGCUGGAGAACCUGGAGGGGGCCUUCCACCUGCUGUCCAGCCGCUUCCUGUGUGCCGUGCCGGGCGUCUACUUCCUGAGCCCCAGCGUGCACACGUGGGACCACAAGGAGACCUACCUGCACAUCACGUGCGACGGGCGGGCCGCCGCCGUGCCGUGCCAGCCCAGCGAGCGCAGCGUCACGCAGACCCAGAGCCUGCUGCUGCCACGCGCCGGCGACGCCGUCUGGGUGCGCGUGUUCCAGCGUGACCGCGACAACGCCAUCUACGGCGAGCACGGCGACCUCUGUAUCACCUUCAGCGGCCACCUGGUCAAGCCGGCCACAGAGCUGUAG